CCUCUCCAGCGGUUGCACGGGCUGGCCCCGGAAGCGGGCGGCGAGUUUCAGCUGUUGGUCCCGGCCGGCUCCUCUCGAGCAGCGGCACGAGCCUAGCGUUGGUCACCGGAGAAGAGAAGGGCGAUGCAGCCACGGGCCGCCGCUGGAAGCGGCCUGUCCGGCACGGAGUGAACUGAAGGCUGCGCAAGCGAAGCCGCUGCCGACCUCCAGCCGCAGCCCGCGCCCGGCGCCCCCCCUCCGUGGUUCCUGGCUGGCCUCGCCGCUCUGGCCCCGUCAGGCCCCUUUUCCCUGCGCUGCGGCGGGCGGAAGCGGCGGAAGGAGAAGCCCAUGGAAGGGAACCGCGACGAGGCGGAGAAAUGCAUCGAGAUUGCCCGAGAGGCCCUGGAGGCCGGCAACCGAGAGCGAGCGCUGCGGUUCCUCAACAAGGCCCAGAAGCUUUACCCCACCGAGACCGCCAAAGUGUUACUGGAAGCAAUUAUGAAGAAUGGCAGUGCUGCAGGGAGUGGCACUCACUGUCGAAAGCCAGCGGGGGGUAGUGAUCAGAGUAAGCCUAAUAGCAUGAAGGACAGCAGUGCAUCUGCUGCAGGUGAAAGUGGGAAACCCUACACUAAAGAACAAAUGGAAGGAGUACAAAGUGUAAAGAAAUGUAAAAACUACUAUGAAGUCCUUGGAGUAUCCAAAGAUGCAGGUGAAGAAGACUUGAAGAAAGCUUACCGAAAGCUUGCUCUGAAGUUUCAUCCAGACAAAAACCAUGCACCAGGAGCAACAGAUGCUUUCAAAAAGAUUGGCAAUGCAUAUGCUGUGCUAAGCAAUGCAGAAAAACGAAAGCAGUAUGAUCUUACAGGCAGUGAAGAACCAUGUAAUCAUCCUGGCAAUGGUAGAUUUAACUUCCACAGGGGCUGUGAAGCAGAUAUUACUCCAGAGGACCUCUUUAACAUGUUUUUUGGAGGGGCAUUUCCAACAGGUAGUGUACAUUCCUUUUCUAACGGACGGUCUGGCUACAGUCACCAUAAUCAGCAUCGUCAUAGUGGACAUGAAAGAGAAGAGGAGAGGGGUGAUGGUGGCUUCUCUAUGUUUAUUCAGCUGAUGCCAAUUAUUGUACUGAUCCUCGUCUCUUUGCUGAGCCAGUUGAUGGUGUCUAAUCCUCCUUACUCUUUAUAUCCAAGACAGGCGUCAGGGCAAACCAUUCAGAUGCAGACAGCAAACUUGGGUGUCGCUUACUACGUCAACAAGGACUUUAAAAAUGAAUACAAAGGUGCAAAUUUGCAGAAAGUAGAAAAGAGUGUGGAAGAGGACUAUGUGUCAAACAUUCGAAAUAACUGUUGGAAAGAAAGACAACAAAAAACAGAUUUACUGUAUGCAGCAAAAGUGUAUCGGGAUGACCGUCUUCGAAGGAAAGCAGAAACCAUAUCCAUGGACAACUGCAAAGAACUAGAACGAUUGACCAGUAUCUAUCGAGGAGGAUGAGCUAGAUUUUGACUUUUACUGCCUGAAGUACAUGCUCUAUAUGUAUAAAAAGAAAAAAUCUGUAAACUGAGAAAAUACUAUUUCGUUGUGAGAACUAAAAAGAAAGAGGGAUGUAAAAUUCUGUGUAGCCAUUCCCAGAAACCUUACCCUAAAGUUCCAAUAUCAUUUAAUAGCCUAUUUAUUUAGUCUGAAAUAUAUGACAAGGUUUGUUUACAUCACUGAAUUGCCCUUUGCAUUUUAUUCCCAAAGCUCUGAGAAAUUUUAUACAAGGAAGAAGCUGCUCAGGUGUGCUAGCUGUAUUUGUAGAGAUGUAGACUAAUGGUUCUGCUUCAGAAAUACUUGCCAUGUAAAUAUGUGUGGGAAAUGAACACUGUUGUGUAUAUUAAACUCUUAAGGAUUUCUAAAGAUAUUUAGAUACAUUGUGGGGAAUUCUGUGGCUUCCCAACAUUAUCUUGGGGUUGGGGAACAGGAUUAUUAGGAAUCCCUGCUUCAAGGUCCUUUACAUGCAGAGCCCCCUGUCCCCAAACAGUAUAGAAAGAACCACAGCAACUGCCCCUCUGAGGUCAGAAAUCUGCCUUGGAGAAGGCUAAAGGGGUGACAGCUUAGACCAAGUCCAAAUGGCUCCCCAGCCUCCUUCCUUCCUUAUGCAUUUAAUUCAGACAGCCAAAAAAGGCCAUCUAGAUUAAAUGCAUUGUGCAGGCUGUUGUAGAUCUCUGCCACACCUUGCACUGUGCGUUGGAUGCACUUAUGUGUCCAUGUUUGGAAGCUUACAUGCAUUGAACAUGGAAGACAGUGAAUUGUGCCCUAAAAUUUUUAAUUUCAUGUAUGGAAUAAAUAUUACUCAUGACUAUAUCAUUCCUUAUUCACAUGUCAAGUGUGUGUGGGACUGAAAGGAAAAGUAACCAUCUUAUCUCUUUGUGCACAAUCAUCUAGCUUGAAGAAACUUGGUAUUAUUGUUUUUUAAGUUAUUGGCCAUGUUAAUUUAUGAUGAAAUUACUUGGAUAAAGCAGUCUGAUUCCAGAGUAGCAACCUUCAUUUUGUAGUUUUACUACUCAAUAUCUAAACUGUGACAGAAGUAAGAUCCGUGCAAAACUGUUUCUUGCUAAGUGAAAAAUAGGAUUUAAAAAAGAGAAAUGUACAGAUACACAGUUUAUUACUUGGAUUGCUUAAUAGCUUUUGCUGUUUUGGUAUUUCUAAAGAAAAAAGGGUGUAAAUAAGCAAUAGCUGCUGUACAACUUCCUUCUCCAUUUUUUUAAAGUUUUGUUCAGCAUGGCUUGGGGUAACACAUGCUCACACAUGCACGUGCACACACAUGGAAGGUGUGGAAUUUGUUACAUUGUGUCCUGAAUCAACAUGCAUGCUUAAUAGAAAUUUACAGUUGCUGACAGAGAUAUGGAGUAAUAUUUAAAUUUUUGGAAAGCCUGGCAGUUUGUUAAUUUACAAUUAUUCAAGUGUGGGCAUCGAAAGCUAAUCAAGAAAGUUGCUCCUAAAGUCUGUCCUUGUGCCUUUGCACCCUUUUACUGACUCUUAAGUUUAACUUGCCUGUGAAUUCCUGCUAUCAGCCAUAAUUUGGAACUGUGUAGUUUUGCCCUGCAAUGUGAGCUAAGCAGUCACAGAGCAGUGUUUCACUCCAGAUCUUGACAGGCUCUUUUUGGUAAAGAGGAGCUUUUGAAUAUCAUUGAUGAAAUAGAAAUGAUUUGAUUCUAAGGGAUCAUAUAUGAAUAAUGCAUAUAGUCACUUUUGGUAAAAUAAAUUUAAUAUGCAGUUUUGAAGAAACUGAACAAUAGAUGGUGCCUGGGAAGUACUUGUUCAGACUUUAUCAAAUGUUUAUAAGCUGUUGCACAUUUUUUUACUGCAACAAAAAGUUUCUUUUUUGAUAUCUCAUAUACUCUAUUAGAAGAUACUUAUAGAUGAACAUGCAUAAUGCCACUCUUAACUGAGAUACUGUCCCUCUGUUGUUCAUUGGAGGACAAUUAUUGAAGAAACUCACUGUGGUCUGAUGUGUACAGAAUUCCAUUCUUAAGUGAUUCUUCAAUCCAUUGGCCUUAAUUCAGAGGACAAGAUGAACACAGAGUUUCGAUGGCUGAUACCAGAACAAAGCCUAUGUACGGUUCCUGCAUGCACAUGAGGGACUUUCCAUAGCUGCUGUUCUAGAAUGUAAAAUGUCUGUAGGUAAGAAAAAAUCCUAGAACUUAAUUGGCUUCUGAGUUGCACAAGUGGCAUGGCAUGAGUUGUGGGGAGGAUGAUUCCUAGGUCUUCAUAGUCUGUUCGAAGUCAAAAUCAAAGAUGAGCAUCAAAGUACAUAUGAAGGUUGAACAUAGCAUUCCCUUUUCUCUCUCCUUCUGAAAGAGGUGCCAUGCAGCAGUAUCUGAGCAUCUAUACCCACAAGAUUUCAUCAGGCUAUUUUAGUUAUAUUAAAGUAAUAACCAACUCAGGUGCCCUACAUUCCACAUUGUCUGACAGGUACAUGUGAACCCCAUGAGUUUUAUUUUGAAGAUCAUCCAGUCCCUGUAGACAGUGGGAAUAUUAGGCAUUUUAUAGAUAUGUUCUGCAUUUGUGUGGAGCUGACCAGACACUGUAGUCUUCACUUUAGCACUCCAAGGGAAAGAAGUUUUGAAAACCUAUGGUUUAACCAAUAUGAACCGAAUGGAGGUUUUAUAAAAAGGCCUUUUUUGGGCAAUAUGAAUAUUGAAAUUGAGUUCAAGUAGAAGCUCAUUUUAAAUGUGAAGCAGAUAACACUGCUAUCAUAAAACCACAUGCUUGUAUCCAAAGAUGCUCUUGCACUUCUAAGGCUCUUUUGUUCAUACAAGGUGUUUCCCCUUUCCUGCUGCAGUUCCCAAAGCAACAGCUCACACUUUCUGAGAUGGUCCUCCAACCAUCUGCAGUGGCCUGGGGGAAAGAAUACUGUACUGGAUGGGAGCAGUGAUUCCUGGUGUGUAAAUGGAAUCUACCUGUCUAAGCCAUAAUGUUGAAGAAAGAUCCAUUUAUGAUAGAGGUGCAUGUUCUUUAUGUUCAGAAGUUUGUAUAUGAACUUAUGGGGGCUAGUUAUCCCUAUAAAAACUGAAUCAAUGUGCAGGCAAGAUUGUAAAUGUUCAAACCAAUGAAAUAUAAAUCUUUAAUUUUGCAAUAUUAGUUCAAUUGGGUUAUUCCUCUGUAUGAGCAAGAGCCUAGUGUGCAAAAUACUCUAUUCUUGUAAUGAGAGUGUAGAAGAUGGUAUGUGUCACACCAUAAAGUCCUCCCUGAGAUAUUUUUCUAGAGUUGGGAUACAGUUUUUCCUUUUGAUUUACAUGUAAUUUUUCCCUGAAACUUUUACAGAACAGCUGGGGGGAAGAGACACUUUGCUUUGUGACCUGCAAGUGAAAGCACAUUCUUAAAUAAUAUUAAUGGAAAACAUGAGCAAUCUUCAUAACAUACACUUCUCAAAGUUUUAAUCACAAAUUUGCAAUGAUAUAGAUAAUAACUCCUCUUCAUGAUUAAAAUGUGCCACUUGUAAUGCCCUUUCACACUUUAGAUUCUCAGGCCUCCAGUUGAAUCCCCUGAUAUGUUUAGAUUUAUUUGAAAAUGGCUCUAAAGGAGGGGGCUCUGAAUUUGAGUGCAGCAGAAUUGCUAGGGAGGGGGGUAUUAAAUGUUUUUUCCCCCAAAUGCCAUUCUUUCUAGUCCAAACCUAUUAGAAGAUACACAUUCAGUUUUAGGGAGAAUGGAGUUAGCAUGGAAAACAGCAUGGAGGAAAUGGUUUUAAAAAACACUCCUCCAGCAAUGCUGCCCCAGUCAGAGACAGCUGCUUUUAAGUAAAAACAAAACAUGGCGAAGCCGUUGGAUCUCUUCCAUAACAUGCAGUUCAGCCCCUUAUGCCUGUUGCUUACUGUAUAAGCAAAGCAGUAUUUAUCCCUUUGAGUUCAAUGGAACCCCACACAAGAUUGCUCUGGCUUAAAUGGCCUGUGUAUUUAGUUAUGGUUUCCUUAAUGCUACUUAAAAUGGCCCUGACAUAACAGAACCCCAUAGCGAGAUGUGUUUCUUAUGACUGGUCAUUUGAACACAGUACAACUAAUCCCACUAUUCAUUCCUUUUUCCAACAGGCAAGCCCAGUGCUCCCUAUACAGGUAAACCCAAUGCUCACUGUACACUUGAGCUGUUGUGGUAUAAACAAAGGCCUUACAUCAGAGCUGGAUGCCAAACAAUGAAUUCUUAAUUCCUUAUUUGAAAUCCUUCCACUAUUCUGCAUCUAAAUUUCAUUUUUAAAUAAUCUUUGCUUUAAUGAACUGAUAGCCACCAGAUAGAAGGGAUGGCAAGCUUUAAGACCCUCAAACAUUCCAUUAGACAGAAUCAUACUCAUGCCAAUGUACUGCUGGUUCUUUAUUUUCUCUAUUUAAACCAAGUUGGUCUAAGGGAUUUCGAAGCAGUAAAAAUAUACAUGUUUCUUUUAAAAAAAACUUGUUGUGAGACUAUGUUGUAGUCUUUUCUGACUUGUGUAAUUGUUGUCCUAUAGAUCUUCAGUUGUUGCUUUACAGAUAUUUACCAGUAUGUCCCACACGAUAGAGAAGGUAAUAUGGGGAGACUAUAAUUCAUUUUGAGAACCUUUUCUGCAUAUUCUGUGUCCUUGAUGCUGCUUUCCCUGCUCCCAAACUUAUGCUGUCUUCUCUUGCCUUUUCCAAAAACUAAGUGGUGUUGGCAUUUUAAAACAACAUCAAAUUAAUAUUUUCACUUUAGAAGCACCAAAAAUAUUACCACAUAAUAUUUUGUUCUGCUUUCAGGUUAUCAAUUUGAAAGUUAUUGUGAGUUCAUAAGCAAAAGUGGGCUGCAUUGGCUUGGGAGAAUCUCAGAUUUAAAACUGAGAUCAGAAAAUUUCUUUUUAGUUUGGAAUGGGAUGAAGAUACAGUGAAAAUUUAAGAGCGAUUCUAUACAGUCAAGGGGCAGUCAAUCAAAUACAUAACUAUUCCUCCAUUUGUUUGAGAAAGACUUUGAAGUGAUGGAAUAUGUAAUUGUGGGGCUUGAAAGUAAAGUACUAUUAAUGGUACUAUUUAAUGCCAGUUUAGGUAGAAACAAGGCUCUCAUUGAUAGUUCUUCCUGCCCAGCCUCAUUAAUCUCAGUGAGGCUUCUGGAUAGUGUUUCCAUGCCAGCUCUAUGGAAGUAAAUGACAGCUGCCCUAGCAAAUUGGAUAUAACAAGUUUAGAUCCUAUAGAAUCCAUAUAAUUCAUAUUACAAAGGCUUUUUGAAUUUGCAGGACUACUGCAUGUUUCUAGAUUACUUAGCAUUUUGGUUACAAUCUUGCUUUUUAAGAAACAUAUACCUUAUAUUAAGGGUUGCUUUAAUGUUGCAGUGGUUUUUAUUACAAUCUUGUAAAACUUAACAUAUGUCUUUUCUUUCUCAUUUCUUUUUUUACUUUGCACCAAAGUCUGUUGGUUUGGGGACUACUAACCUUGUAAAUUGCAGUGUGUGUGCAUUUAUGUGCAAUAGAUGUGUAUACCUUCCAGCUUCAUACCUCAAACUUGUAAUUGUGUAAUACUUAGUUCUGUAUGGUUGCACAGAGUGUCAUAAACAAUGAGGAUUCUGGUGUCACAGUGAAAAAAGCAUUUUGCCUAAACUUCUCCAUUCUUUUUCCUUGUCCCAUUAUGGUUCACUGCAGUUGUUGACUGUGGUUUAGCAACAACCAUGUCUGAAUCUUGGUUACGAUCCUACACACAAUAAAGCAACAGUUUGGUUUGUCAGGCUAAGCUGUGCUCCCAGAUGGUGUGCUUGCAAACAGGAUGAAGACAGAAACUGCCUUAAUCAUGGCUUGUCUGGUGACAGAUGUAAUACUUACCCAUUUGUCUGUAAAACCUGGUUUGCAUCAAUAAUUUCAAACUAUGGCUUCAUAUUUUGGUUUCUAGCCAGUCUAAUUGUGGUGAAAUUUUAGAUAAAAUGUUAGUUUAAACAAGUCAGCACAGGACCUGUGUGUGGGAGGACAUGCUACUUUUUACAGGAUCAGCCUUUCAAAGAAAAUCCCAUAUUCACUUGUUUUUCACAGAAGUGUUCAGAAAAGGAUUUCUCCACUUAAGCUGUGGAAAUAGAGUUGGAGAAACCCUUGGUUCCUGACCUUGGAUGGACAAUCUGAUAGUAACUACUUAUUUGUUGCUGAUGUUACAUAAAACUUUAUGUCAAAGUCUACACACUUAAUUUGGCAGUAUAGGAUUUAUUUUUAAGUAAAUUUAGCUAGGAUUGAACUGUCAGGUAUGUCUCUAGCCAGCUUUAAUCUGAAGGGUCCUCAGUGUUAGUUGUUGGAAGAGCUGAUUUCUAGAUGGGAGCUCUAAUGUUUGCACAUCGUGCUCAAAAAACAUAUAAUUGAAAUCCUGCAAAGGAAAUGCAAUGAAAUAUAAGAUGGCAUCUUUACAAUGGAGAUAUUAUUUAUUUAACUGUAGAUUUAAUGGUUAGGUUUAAAAAUAAUUUGUAAUGUACCUACUGUAAUAUCAGACUUAAAAUAAAAUUAUUUUCAGUGUGAAUAACUGUUUUUACCUGUUUAUAACCCUGUAAUAUUUAGGAACUGGCAUAUUAAAGGAAGCAAUCUUUAAAUCUUA
This is a messenger RNA of Varanus komodoensis (Komodo dragon), 8018 nucleotides long. It is a transcript of the gene DNAJB14, whose product is annotated as DnaJ heat shock protein family (Hsp40) member B14. The transcript is spliced from 8 exons. Gene Ontology annotation, molecular function: Hsp70 protein binding. The record is from RefSeq and is a predicted model, not a curated record. Gene Ontology annotation, biological process: cellular response to misfolded protein. The coding region runs from base 328 to 1467 and encodes 379 amino acids. Gene Ontology annotation, cellular component: endoplasmic reticulum membrane. Lineage: Eukaryota; Metazoa; Chordata; Lepidosauria; Squamata; Varanidae.